Epinephelus lanceolatus (giant grouper) is the source of this 7349-nucleotide messenger RNA. Lineage: Eukaryota; Metazoa; Chordata; Actinopteri; Perciformes; Serranidae. The record is from RefSeq and is a predicted model, not a curated record.
CCAGGCGCAGUAAAAUGAAGCGUUAUUGCCCUUUGUUUUUAAAUCGGACUGGCAGACGUUGCAUAAACGCUGAGAGCUGAUUGAUCGCGCGAACACGCGAUCUGGAUGAUAGAAUUGUUUAUUUUACGGUUAUUUACUAAAGUAUCGGCCGUUUCCAAAACAUUCUCUGGCUAGUCCGUUAGCUAGCCAGCUAACUCUUGAUUCUCCCGCGAGCCAGAAAAGCGAAGACUCCAAAACUUCGCCAACACAGAGAGCCUGACGCAGGGAAAGGUUGAUAGGUCCUGCUAACAUUAACGUUAGCUAACGGACGUCAAUAAGCUCUCCAUCUUCAUCCAAGACCCUACUCUGAUGUGAUCUGAACAAAUAAAUCUGUCAUCCUCUAAACUGUGGAUCUGUCUCAUAGCUGAGCAAAGUCCAGGUUUUGGGGCAUCAGGUCAGGUUUUACUGGCAGUCUGUGUGCUUCUAACCCACCAGCAUGUACAGUGGACAGUGGAUACCCUAGCCAAAACAGAUCCUGGCUUCUCAAAGAUGACAAGGUGCUGGCAGGCCGCAGCUACAAAAUGAUGGGAGGCAGUGAGACUGUCAGUGGGGACAAGGAUGGGGUCCGCAACACUGCAAUACACAUCCCCAUCGGCUGGCAGAGGAGAGUGGAGGGCGGGCAGGUGAUCUAUGUCAGUCCCAGUGGCACUGCCUUGUCCUCUCUGGACGAGGUCAAGACCUAUCUGUUGACUGAUGGCACCUGCAAAUGUGGUCUUGAGUGUCCACUCAUAAUCCAUAAGGUUUUCAACUUCACUGUGGGAGUGAAGGUGGAGCAGCACAGCCAGCCAUUAGGCAAAGCAGAGCAGGACAUGACCAAACUCUGUAACCACCGCAGGAAAGUGGUAGCGAUGGCUGCCCUGUGUCGGAGUAUGCAGGCCUCACAGCUGCCCUUUGCCAACCUUCAUCAUCCAGAGAUGAGCAGUGGAGUGGACAGCCGUGAUCCAAAGCGAGUAAUUGUGGAACGGGAAGAGGAGGACCAUGGCAUUUACCAUCCCAAACUCCAUCCGGUCCCAGCUCGAGCCCACAGCAACCUGCACAUGAAUCCCUGUGCCAGCCCCAAGUCCUCCCACCACUUUAUUUACCCUUACAAUGGUUCCUCCCCUGUACUCCACACAGGCACAAACUCUCACCAUCCCCUAGAUGCUUUGAGAAGGCUUCACCAUCCUCCUCCCCUUCCUGCCUCCUCCAGCUCUUCCUCCACUUCCUCAUUCCCAGCUUACAGCACUGCCCAGAGGUCACCCCACACCCCCACACCUCAAGGUCGAAGAACACCCAAAACCCCAGAGACUCCGGGUUCUCCUCGGCUAGGGCCCCUUUCUUCACCUCCUCCCUCUUCCCCUAUGACCAUGGGUGGAGGAGGAAGAGGAGCACAGACUCACGCUCAUCAUCCUCAUGGUGUCAUUGUGGGAGGCUCCCCCCUCUCGCCGUCUCCCUCCCGCUCUCCCUCUGUCCAUAACAUGAACUGUAUGUCUCCUCACCAGCGGUCCCGCCACCCUUCAGCCUCUCCUUCCCCUCUCUCUGAUCAGGGAGGAGGCUCAACAGCAGCAGGAGGAGGAGGACUGAUGGGAAGUAACUUGCCUCAGAGGAGGAAAUCCACCUCUUCCUCUCCGCACUCCCCUCUCCCUGGUGGCUCCCCAAACCCCAGCCCACACUUCCCCAAGUACAAGCUGGAAGACAUCUUGGAGCAGUUUAAGAACUCAGGCAACAGCAGCACUAAUAACCACCACCUCCUAAUACCUACUAACCCCUCCUUACUGACCAACCAAAGCAGUAGCAACCCUAAUGCCCUCUCCGCGAAGCCCUCAAAGAGCACCAUGAGUCCGAUUCCUAGCGCAGGACCACCAGGUUUUGGGUUGAACUCCGCAGGGACUUCUAGUUUACCUCUGGGGCCAUUUCUGAACCACCACCACAGUCAUCAGGGCAAGUUGCCACACCCAGCUUCUUUCCCUGCAAGUAGCCUGCUCUCUGCGGCUGCCAAGGCUCAGCUGGCUAACCAGGGCCAGAGCUCAAAGGGGGCUAGCAACCCGGUGAACUUGCCCUCUUCUCUGGAGGUCUUGAAAGAGGCACAACACCAACAGUCAUCAAAGGUAACAAACAGCACUUUACAUAACAGCCACCCUCCCUCCUCCAAUGCUUCUACUAGGCCUCCCCAUCCCUCCCUUGCAGCAGCCUCCUCCGUCCUUUUUCCUCCAUCCCACUCUCUGGCCCAGUCCCUGGCUUCCUCUUUGCCCCACCUGCCCUCCACAGCAGAGCGCAAUGCGUCACACAGGAAGAGGCAACGCCGAUCUCCGACAGUGCUCAGCAUGCUAAGAGACACCCAGCAGCUGGCUAAUGGGCCGCAGAAGACCCCACCAGGAGACACUGGUUCUGCUACAGUUAUCAACCUAUCCUCCUCCUCCUCUUCCUUCCCCUCAUCCUCGCACUCCUCCUCUACCUCAGCUGUGCAGAACCAGAAUGCUGUCAUGUUAGAAAACCACCAUCAUCUCCUCCCCGGGCAGACGCCAAGGCUCCCUGCUCCCCGACAGAUGGCGCAACUCACCAGGCCUCCUAGACAAACCGAGACUCUGGAUUUCACUACAGGCCUGACAUCUACACCUCUUGGCUUAGAUCCUCCAACCCAGCCUCUGUCUGCUCUGUUACACCUGCUCAGUGUGCAGAAUGCGCAGGCCACAGCCUCAGCAUCAGCAUCUAACCAGCCAGGAUCUGUGUCUGUUGAAGGAGGUGGACACACUAAUAAACAGAGCCCCAGACGCUCACCCUCUUCUCCUGCCCCUCAUUCUAAUGUCAGGCACCCACAGACUCGGUCACCAUGCCGAACCAGUAACACUAAUCCUCUACCGUCUGUGCUACAGCCGCUUUCUCCUCCCCCCACAUCCCCUCAGUUCAGAUCAGUGCAGUCUCCAACGCAUCCUAGGUCUACUAAAUCAAGUCCUUUGCAUUCUCAGAGACACUCUCCCUCUAAUACAGUGCUGCCCAACUCAAAUUUAGCUUUACACAACAGCAGCAGCCCGUCUCAGCUUACGUUCCCAACUCCCUCAGACAAGCAUCAACCAACUGAGAAUCACAUUCCUACAAUAGACUCUGUUUCCCAGGCACCAUUGCAGGAAGACUCACCACAGAGCCCUGUGGCAACAGACAUUGGUAGUAACAGCAUAUCUGCAUCAGUGGACCUGAGUCAUUCUCAAGGUAGUGUUUCUAUGGCGAUAUCCGGCUCCCCGAAGCCUCUUGAUCUUAGCAACCAUGUCCUGGCCCUUCUCGCAGCAUCUUCCACCGCACCCCAGGGGGAGGGCAGCACCUCCGACCAUGCCACUGAUGUCGUAAUGUCUUCCCAAGAAAAUCCCACUGAAGGGCCAGAGGAGCAUAGAGGUGUGGACCCAAAAGACUCCAUAGUGACUAAACCUCCAGCAGCCACCAGCCCUGGGCCGGCUAUCUCCUCUCGUCUCGGGGAUAAUCACAGUCCUCACACCCCUUCGGCUUUGGGCGACUCAACCUCUCCCUUACCUCUGGCAGAGGCCUUCCCCUUCAUGAACCAAGAGCAGCUGCUUCAGCUGCUGUCAUCCACAGGAGGUCUACCAUCCCUCCUGGACCCUACAGUCCUGGCGUCAUUGCCCUUAGGAGGGCUGUGGUUGGGAGGGCAACAUGCACAGAUUGCCCCCGCCAAUGCUACACCACAACCACCACAGACUGUUGCAGAGCAGCAGCAAUCGGAGCAGCAGCAGCAGUUACUGAUACAACAACAAGAGACACAGCAGCAAAACCAGGAUCAGCAACAGAAACAACAACAGAUAAACAAUCCUUUGUUUCCCUUGUUGCCCUUGUUGAGUGGUGCCCAAGGGGAGCUGCCUCUGAACCUUUUGGGCCUGCUGAACCCCCUUCCACCCCCUGCCUCAACCACUACCCCAGGACAGGAAGCUGAUUUAGGGCUAACAGAAAAACCUAGCCUCCAGGCUCUGCUUAUGGCCUCCUUGUUGCUCGGGCAACAGCAGACGCCUUUGUUACCUCUGUCUGGGCUGGGUCAGUUGAGCCAGGUCAGCUUGGAAGUCCCUCUCCAGCAGCCACAGCAGAUCCCCACCACAUUAGAGGGCCUCACCUUGGAUAAGACCUCUGGCCUUCUGGAUCCAUCAACUCUAUCAGGCCCGGGGCUCCUGGAGGUCGCCCAGAGCCUUCUCCCCGUUCCUCCAGGAGCUGAGGGCUCUCUCCAAGCCCUGCAGUCUCUGCUCUUUCCUGCCGCUCUUCCUCCUCCCCAUGCAGCCUUCCUGCCCCUCAGCCCUGCCUUGCUCACUGCUGCCCUGAGCUCUGCCGAGCUCCACCCGCCUCCCCACACCCAAUUAGCUCCUGCACAGCAAACCCAACAUAACCAACCUCAGGUACCUACUGAUGCUGGUGUUGACACCCUCAUCCCCCUUUCUCUCCAAGGCAAGGACAACCCCAUCCUCCAACAGUUACUGCCCACUUUGCUUAACUCUGCUGUAUUAGGAGAUCUUUCUGGCAUCGCAGGCCUCCAUAACAUGUUGGGGAUUGGAGCAGGUUCCAUCCUCCUACCCCCAGUCCAGACCUCUGCUUUGGGCAUGCCUCUGCUGCAGGGUCCUGAUGGAGCUAUCAACUUGCUCAAUAAUAUACAGCUAAACCUCGCACCACCCUCAGAAGGAGAGAAGCCAAUGUCAUUGCAGGAAACACAAAGUCCUGCCCCACAGGAAGACAUUCCAGCCAGUCAGAUGGCUCCCGAAGUGGUUCCCAGUCCUGUUCCUGCUCCACCCCCUGCCCAAGAACACACCCCACCCCCACAGCGAGUAUCUGAGGGCAGGUCUGUUAUCGAUCCUUACACCUCUUUCAUGGAUACGAUUUAUACCUCCUUCCUUCAAGUCAGUGCUAAAGAACAGGAAGAUAGGGCCCACUUGGGGCCAUCUGAUCCCACUUCACCCUUCUGUGCCUUACCGCCGGUUUCUUUCCCUGUGGAGCACCAUACCCCAUCCACCCCUGUCCCAACUCUUCCCCAGGCAAGUGCCCCAGUUUCCCUCAGCCCACGUCGGGCGUGUUCCCUCCGCAACCCAGACUUAUCCCGACUCAGCCUGGAAGCAGCAGCCCAUUCCCCAGCCCAGGGGACACCCAAACCCACCGAAGAUGGGUCUACAUCACCCUUACAAAGGAAACCGGUUAUGGUAGAGGGACAUACCCACCCAGAGCCUCCUCUGCCACCCAUAUACCUGGAGGAGGCUAAGACAGACUGUACUGGGCCGGCUACGGCUGUGUGCCCCUAUGUGGAGGCAGGGGUGGAUAGGCAGGGGCAUCUUUCCCACACAGGGUACCUCAGUCCCAGGGAUGGAUGCAGUGGGAGGCCCAGUGAGGAGACAGCUGGGACAUUGCUGCACACGGAACAGGGAAGGGAUCAAGCGGGAGCAGCGGGUGGAGCCAGAAGAGGAAGGAAAAGGAAACAAACGCUACAGAAUGUGUUGGAAGACUUCAGAGACGUGGAUGCUACAGCACUAGAGGAAACCAAGGCUACGACAGCACUGCUGAAGCCUGAGAGGUCAGUCCGCGGCAGGAGGCGACGAGGCGCCAGGUCUCAGAGGCAGUGAUUGGUGGCGUCGGAGCUGCAAGUCAGAGCUGUUCACCAAUCAAAGGCGGCCAGACGCCUCUCUUUCCCCCCUCCAUCUCGCCACCAUCUUCACCACUGUGUAGACCUUUCUUUUCUUUCUUUUUUUUUAAUUCAACUGCACUAAUAUUAUGCCGUUGUCAUGUCAACCAUUGUUAUGGCAACCACUAUGAAAAAAACACAUAGGAGAGAGGUCUAGUUUGAAAAGUUAAUUUAUAAAAAGUGGAAAAAAAAUGUGGAUACUUUUUCACUUAGGUCUUCUCUUAGGUUCACAACAUAACAUUGUGAUCAGAGAUCUGUUAAUUAUGGUUGGUGUUAGAAUUGUAUCAAUGAGAAAACACAAAAAGACAAAAGUACUGUUUUCUUCUCAUCAGUGUAUAACUGUGAGUCAGGAUAAAGCCCAACUACUUGAACGAUGCUCUCUGUUGUUAGUGUGUCUGUACGUGUGUGGAUGUGUUUGUCUUUCAAUGUGUCUGAGUGUGUGUUGGACAACAGUGCUGUUGCUGAGCCCCUCACUGUCCAACCAUUAGUGGAAUUUAUUUUCAUUCUAGUAUACGAGACCCUGUCUGUUUGUCGUUGUUUGUCCGAUAAAGGCUUCUUUGCAGAGACACAGUGGUUGUAUUUCAAAGAAGUGUUUUGAAAGGUUCUCAGAAGGUCCUGGAAGAGAAUAUAUAAGAAGGAGCAGACUUGAGUUGUUUUCUUUCACCGCAUAAGAUAUCUUUAGUAUGGGACAAGCCAAGGAAAUAAUGUUCACCGUAUCAGGUUUCAUGAAUCAGUUUACAUCAGUCACUGGUCACACAGAAAAUAUCAUGAUUCCACAUGUCCUGUGAGAUGUUCCUCAAUAGUUUGUGCAUCACUAAUAAUGUUAUGAACUGAGAAAACGUUAAUUUAAAAAAUGAAGUUCUUUUGUACAACUCUCUGAAUCAUGCUAUAACGUGUCAGGAUACCCGAACAAUUAAGUGAAUCUGACAACAUCCAGUUUUUGACAUUUGCAAGCAAAGCAUCAUGUGUUGCAUUCUGUUAUGACAUUUCACAUGCUGUCGUUUGUCGCUGUGAAAAGUUAAAUGUAGCCGUGGUGUGAUGGAGACUAUUUAAUAUCUGUUGACCUAACACCCGCCCAAACUUUCACCCCUCAGCCAUGAGAUAAAUGUCUGGGAAAUGUAUUGGAUUGUGAAACAUAAUAUUUGCAGGAAUCCAAGAACAGUACAGUAUGUCCUUUGAUUGGUUGAACGAAUGGCUGAAAACUUAAACGCAGGGAGCGAUGACGUCUUCACGUGGAUCUGUUGAGUCCGUGUGUCACUGUGGAUUUGGAGUAAUAUCUUCCCUCUGUCUCCUCAUAUCACUGUUUGAGCUCUCCUCCACACACUGCCCUGCCCCAAGAGUACUGGCAUCUCUUGCUGUAUUUAAAAAAAAAAAAAAAAAAAAAAAAAGAAUAAAGAAAAGUGAAAAAGAAAGCAGAUUAUGCAAUUUCUACACUUGGAGAUUUGUACAUAUGUACAGUUAAUGUGUUUUAUUUUGAUUUUAUAUUGUUAGAGAAAGAGACAAGAGAGAAAACAAUGAAUUGUGAAUUUUUCUGGGAAUUGUAAUUAAGUAUUUUUCUCAUUCUACCCCUUGCUUUCAAUACUUAUGUUUAAAAAGACGAUUAAAUUGUGGACUGUAGCUUUCUUUUUUAUAUGGGAGUCUUUUUUAUUUAAUAUUAAACUAUUUACAGAAAAUG